Folsomia candida is the source of this 1439-nucleotide messenger RNA. RefSeq names its product glutamate-gated chloride channel. The coding region runs from base 1 to 1128 and encodes 375 amino acids. Gene Ontology annotation, molecular function: neurotransmitter receptor activity; transmembrane signaling receptor activity; extracellular ligand-gated monoatomic ion channel activity. Gene Ontology annotation, biological process: chloride transmembrane transport; regulation of membrane potential; signal transduction. The transcript has 2 exons. NCBI's taxonomy places the organism in Eukaryota, Metazoa, Arthropoda, Collembola, Entomobryomorpha, Isotomidae. Gene Ontology annotation, cellular component: membrane; neuron projection; synapse. The record is from RefSeq and is a predicted model, not a curated record.
AUGUUUUUAUUCUUUCUCUUAAUAUUUGCUCCACCACUGAUAUUUGCUGAUCAACCUUCGCACCACCCCGUUCUGGAUAUUCUGAACGGACCCCACUAUUCCAAAGACAUUCGCCCCCUACCAAUAACGCCCAACAACCCCACAGAAUCAAACUCUACCGGAAACGCCACAGUGAUUAAGGUCAACAUUUCAGUUAAAAAAAUAGAUCGAAUCGACGAACUGAAAAUGGAGUUUGCUGCGCAACUCGUAUUUCGUCAGAUGUGGCAAGAUCAGCGUCUAAUGUAUAACGGGUCACCAGAUCUCUUCUUCACCAAUGAAGGAGCCUCCUCUAUUCACAAUACGUUUAAAUUGAACACUUUCAAAAGAGUCUACCCUAACGGCCAAGUGAUAUGGAGCUCCCGGAUCACGGUCACAUUCGGCUGCCAAAUGGAUCUCACCUAUUUCCCAUUCGAUUCCCAAAUUUGUUCCAUGGAAAUAUCUGAAUAUUCUGAAACCAUUGGACACAUCCUGCUCGUAUGGGACGGUGACGACCCUGUCGAAUUGGUCGAGUCGAGAAAUAGCCGCCUGUCCCAAUUUACCUUGACAGAUAUUAAAACAUCUGGCCGAUCGUCUGGGCGAUUGGGGGUGUGGAGAAUGGGGGAUUUUAGCAAAAUCUCGGCCGACUUUUAUCUUCGCCGACACUCCACGGUCUACAUGUUGCUGAUUUACCUUCCUUCCACGCUGAUUGUAACGCUGACCUGGAUUAGUUUCUGGCUUGGUCCAUCGAUAAGUGCGAGGUUAUCGCUAACCCUGACUCUUCUUUUAACGAUGACUGCACAAAUUCAAGGUGCGAAUCAAAAUCUGCCAAAAGUUUCGUACGUUAAAGCUGUUGACGUUUGGACCGGAUUUUGUACGACUAUUGCAGUUUUGGCAAUUAUGGAAACUGCCACGGUGGCAUUUUUACUUCAAAGGAAUAAGAUAUUUUUUACUCCUGUGGGUGAUGAGGAGGAUAAUUUGAAGGAUGAUAAGCAGGAAAGAAUUUCGAGGUAUAAUUCCUUUGCGAGGAAGAUGGAUAAGCUGUGCAGCAUCCUGUUUCCUUUUACGUUUGCUACAUUUACGAUGUGCUAUGUGUUUGUGUAUGUUGUCUAAUGGAAUAUGUACAUAUGCAUAUCACAUUAAUUUACUGAUGAACUUUGAUUUAAGUCCGGAGAUCAAUUGCAGCUAUUAUUUAAAUACAGCAUGGUCUUAAAAUACGUUUAAGUUACAUUGGAUUGGAUGCAAGUUGUACGACUAACUGCUUUGAUUCAUCCAUAAAUUAAAUCUUAUACAUAAAUCUCUCGAUUUAAUGGAAAAAAUGACGGUCAUUAUAUUAUCGUUAAUAAAUACAAUCAAAUCGUUUUGCAUCGUGAAUUUUUAAGCUAAUGGUAAUUUACAAAAUACAUGACGUCGUUUACUGCUGA